GGGCGGAGCGGCGGGGCCGGCCGCGGGGAGCCGCAGUCAGCGCCGGCCCGGCGGCCCGCGGGGAUGCUGCGCUACAGCUCGGGGCUCACCGUCACCGCCACCACCCCCCGGAGGACGUCCGGCGACGCCCGGCGGAAGAUGAAUGUCUGUAGACUACGCUUAACAGUACCACCUGAUGAAGGCUCACAGGCUGAACAGGGAGCAAAGGAACCUGAAAGAAAGAAAAACGAGCUCUACCAUGUACCAAAUGGCAUGUCUCCAGGGAAGCUCUCUCAUGGGAUGGUGUAUGGCGUCGUGCACCGAACUGACAACAACCAUAAGAGAGAAAUGGUGGUUUAUGGCUGGUCAGCUGAUCAGCUGAAAGAGGAGAUGAAUUACAUUAAAGAAGUGAGAGCAACUCUGGAAAAAGUAAGAAAGAAAAUGUAUGGUGAAUAUGAUGAAAUGAAACGAAAAAUACAGCAGCUUACAAAUGAACUGAAAGUGACAAAUGCUCAUCAGGAAUCCUUAGAGAAUCAUGUGCGAGUACAGGCUGCAGCCUUAGAUAGCUUUAGUGAAAUGAACAGCUCCUUGACAUCAGCAUCAAUAGACUUGCAGAAAACUCUAGUGGAUGUUACACUGGAGAACACUGAUAUAAGGGAACAAAUAAGGAAUUUAAAACAUACACAUGAGCAAUCUAUGGAAAAGCUGAGAGAGAAGCAAAAGCAACUGGAAACAGCACAAAUUGAAAAUCAGCUACUGAAAUUAAAGGUGGAAUCGUCGCAGGAAGCCAAUGCUGAAGUCAUGAGAGAGAUGACAAGGAAACUGUAUAGUCAGUAUGAGGAAAAAAUGCGAGAAGAGGAGCAGAAACAUAAAGCCGAAAAAGAAAUCCUUCUCGAGGAAACUAAUCGGCUUCUGAAGGCUAUUGAAGAGGCAAAUAAGAAGAUGCAAAUUACAGAAACAAGCAUACAGGAAAAAGACCAGCGAAUUGGUGAGCUAGACCGGCUGAUUGAACGUAUGGAAGAGGAACGUCACCAGCUACAAAAACAACUUGAACUAAAUGAACUACAAAUAUCUGGAGGAAAAUCUGAAAACAAGUCUGACAGUGAAAGGUCACAGCAUUUGGAGGAGGUAGCAGCUAGCCUAAGAGAGCGAAUCAAACAUCUGGAUGAUAUGGUUCACUGCCAACAGAAGAAAGUCAAGCACAUGGUUGAGGAGAUUGAAAUGCUAAGGAAGAAAGUAAAAGAAAAGGAAUUAUUUAUAAUACAGCUUUUAGAAAAAAUCUCUUUCUUAGAAUGUGAGAAUAAAGAAUUACAAGAUAAAUUGGACUACUUAAUGGAAAACCAACCAAAGACCAAUACAGAAACCAGAGAUACUGGGGUAGGAUGCGAUCUUCCAUACAGUAAAUUCAUUUCUAGGCUUCCAGAUAAGGGUAAGAAGAUCUCCGAUUUUGUUGAAAAGCUGAAGCUUGCCAUUUUACAAGAGGAAGAGGUAGCAAGGACGGCUGAGCUGUUAUCUGCUGUCAGAUUGGAGUUUCAGGUGAAACAGGGGGAGAUUAAUACAAGCAAACAGCAAGUUAUCCUAAAGGAGGACACACUGAACUGUGAAGGUUCCUCAGUCUUUAAUGAAAACUCUACUAUUAAAGAAGUUUCUGAGAUUUUUUCCCAAAGGCAGGAGACAGAGUGUAUUAAGAAGGAUGCCACAAAUACAGCUCUGGGAAAUCAAAGGACUCGGAGGAAAAAUGAUGAAGUAAAGACUGUUGCAAAAGAUCAGAAUCUUUUUUGUGAAGUCAUCUCCAAGUCAGCCAUGAGCAGUCAUCUGAAAAGUGAUCAUCAGGUAUCUCAGAGCAAUGCUGAGGAUGAUGCGGAAGGUGCAGGAGCUUUGGACAGCAGUAAAGAUGCGUUCGUUGAUGCCUUUCAAAAAGUUACAAUUGCAGAUGGGGAUAAUAGGGAAAAAGUAUUGGAAAAAGAGCAGAAUGUGGCUAAACAUAAGGGCAGUAUCCUUGGAAGCCUGCAACCCAAGACACCACAUUAUAUUGAAGUUCUAGAGUCUAGAGCCAAGAACCCAGUUGUAAAAAAAAGCAAAUUUAAAACAAAUGUAUUAUCAGGAGAGCAAAGUGGAUCAUCAUAUGGUUCUUCAUCCAGUCAGUCACCUGGGGGAUUUGGCUCUCCAAUUACUACUGAAGAAAGACGAUUUAGAGAUAAGAAACAUUUGAAUGACAUCACAGCAGCUCGGCUACCACCGCUUCACCAUUCCCCUGCUAAGCUAUUAUCCAUAGAGGAAUCCAUAGCCAUUCAGAUACAGCAAAAAGAAGUUUACGAGGAAAUGCAAGCCAAGCUUGCAGCACAGAAGCUUGCAGAGAGAUUGAAUAUAAAAAUGCUCAGGUUUGAACCAGAGGGGGAGGCCUCAAUGCAGUACAGAGAAGUGAGAGAUGAAGAUUAUUUUUCAUCAGAGGACUGAAUUCAAGAAGGGAUGUCUGAGGAUGAGCCACGUAACUGAUCUUUAUGCAGUACUUCUUAAAACCCAAACCUGGAUAUUGAGGAUGCUUGAUCUAGUAAUUUUUUUUUUUUUAAUUAUUUUAACAUUGCAGAUACGGGAAGGGUUCAAUAUAAACCUCAUAAAUAUAAGUAUUAUUAAGUGGUAACCCUAGUGUUAUCUGGGGACCAUUUUUUGAGCACUUGGGGCAGUUAAUGCUUAUGGAAUGCCCCAUAGUUUUCAGCUACAUCAGAGCGAGCUCUUUAACGUGUUUUUGUAGGCUAUGAUGGAUCAUCUACAAGAGAAGGUUUCUUUUGCACAGAGAUGUGAUUGCAAAGAGCAUCAGCACACAUGUCUAUAAAGUAAGCUAAGGUGCCUGUGAACUGCCCGCCUGUAUGAAAACUCUUGUAUAAAUUUGAGAUACUUUUUAUCUAUUUAAGAUUAUCUUGCUUUUACCAUAUGGUGAAAAUACAUGUCUGGACAGCUACAAUAAAUACGUGACAGUUAGACUGUAUGUUAGCUUCUUAUUACAUGAGUACUUGUUUCUGUGCCUGCACUUUAAAAUAACACUUUCUGCCCUUAUGUUUUAAAUAGGUAAGAAUUUAAAAUGAUUUUGUAACUCACAUUCUAUUUGGGCUUUAAGGGGCUCUGCUGUUUAAUUUUUGGUUGUUACUGCAAAGCACAUCAAGAGUUCCAGUUAAUCUGAAGACUUUAAUAUUUUUAUUAAACGUGUUGGUGUUUUUCCAUACUUUUGUACACUGCUUUCAUACUUUGGAAUACUAUUUUUUCAUAGUCUGAUACUGUAAAUUAAGAGAUUCACCCUCUGGUUUUCUUGGAGAAAAUGUUCUGUGUAUUUUGAAGUUUUGGCUGUUCUUUGAAGAUAAAAAAAUUCUUCCUUACAAUAACAUUUUCUGCCUUUUAAUAUGAAUUUUGAAAGAUAAGGAACAUACCUGAGAAGUACUUCACAAUGAUAUUCUAGGAUAUUCCAAGCCUAGUAUGAGUUCGGUUCUAAAAAACAAACCUCAGAGAUUCCUUGUAUAGCCUGGUAGCACCUGUUUCCUGAGAAGCUGCGACAGCAGUGUGUGCAAGGCUCUCCCUGGAUGUGUACAUAAUUCCUGCAGAAAUUGUGUCUCUGGAAACCAAGGGUGCUCCAGAUGUGAGUCAUUCAAAAAGCUGCACGGUAUCAUCUGGAAAUGGGGAAUGAAAGACUCUGCCACUUCUUGAGUGCAUGUCCAGCACUUUACUAGCAGGCGGUAACUCUAUCCCAAAUGCUCCACAAGCUCUCCCAGGCAGUCCCUGUGUUGCAGUCCAUACCCUGGCAAUGCAAUUUGACAUGUGGAACUGCUGCUGAGCUAAUACAUGGUAUUUUUUGACUAGGUCAUCUGUUGCUCAUCUGUGAUGCCUCUUUCUUGUACCCUUUCCUCUUGCAGGUUUCUUGUUUUCAUUGUUCAUUGGCUUCUCAUCACCUGUUUGCUGCUCCCUUUUCCUCAUAAGACUUAUCUCCUGUCACUAAAGCAAAUUUAUAUUCUGCAUUCUUGUACCACCCAUUCCCUUUCAUACAACAUGUCACUGCCUGCGUCUGCAUUUAACCUCUGCCAUGUGUCAUGUAUCCUCCUGCCAUUGCUAUGUUAUCUUGCUUUCUGUAACUCCAUCUAAAUGCCAGCUGUGUACCUUUGGCACCUUCUAAAUACCUCAGUCACUGAAAUAUCUUACAGUGACCCAGGUGUCUUUGUGUUUUUGUCACAGCUGACCUCCUACUGACGUUUUCCUUUCUUAUUCCUGAUUUUGGUUUCAGACUGUGCAGGUGUUUGCCACUUCCAGGCCUUAUAUCCUCUGUUUUACCAGAUUUUCCUGGUUUUAUUUUUAUUUUCUGUGCUCCUGCUUCAUCUUCCCAGCUUCACACCAUCACUUCUUCUUUGUCAGCACUAUUUUUUGGCAUGUUCUCAGUCGUUCACAGUCAUACCUCAGCAUCCAUGUUGAUGACCCAUCUGAUCUGCUCUCCACAUCUUCAGCGUGCGGCUCUGACUCCACAGGCCAGUGGAGUGCUUUUCUCUAGUGGAUGCAGUUCACCUCUCAGAUCACUGUUGUCCAUGCUACCACCUGCUCAUCCAUCUGGGUCCUGUCAUCAGUCCUCCCAUUGUUUCAGUCUGUUGUGCUGCUUAAGGACAAGAGGCAUCAGAAGUGUAUUGGCUUUCCCUUUGUUGUUGCAUGAAGCAUAAGUUACUACUUCCAGGCCUGUUUGCAUCUCUCCCCCUUGUUAAUAUCAGCACCCUUGUCCUCGUACUGGCUGUGUUCAGCACCCUUGUCCUCGUACUGGCUGUGCUGUCACACUUUUUUACUCUGUGUGUGUUUUUCUGUGCUAAAAGUCCUUGUAGAAGAGAGUGCUGCAUGAAUACAAAACCAAGCUUAAGGUAUUAAUUUUAAGUUACUGCUAAAGGGUUUGUAUUGCUGCAAAACCUGGAAGCUUUCAUGGGGGUUUGUUGGUCCUAGGUUCUGAGCACAGGUAUGUACUUUGAAUUAAGAUUUUGUGAGUGAUUAGAAAGCAAAGAGUCAGGUGUAAAGAGUCCCAUGUUAAGGAGGAUGUGAAAUCCAGAAGUUUGUAAAAGGUUAGAGAAUAAGAGGAUGAAUCAUGGAACAGUUUAGUCAUACUGAAUGAAGUUUCUGAUCUAGUAUGGUAUUGCUGUUGUGUAUUUCACUGUUCUCCAGUUCCGGAACACUUUAAAACAUAGAAUUGAGGACCUUGCUCUAUUUUUGGGGAGUGGACUGCUUUAUUGGAGUGGGCUGUUAACCCAGUAGAAAAUAAAGAUAAUAUGUUUCUGAAGUUC
Tyto alba (common barn owl) is the source of this 5276-nucleotide messenger RNA. Its product is annotated as myocardial zonula adherens protein. The transcript has 15 exons. Gene Ontology annotation, biological process: intracellular signal transduction; transcription elongation by RNA polymerase II; maintenance of ER location. NCBI's taxonomy places the organism in Eukaryota, Metazoa, Chordata, Aves, Strigiformes, Tytonidae. The coding region runs from base 64 to 2436 and encodes 790 amino acids. The record is from RefSeq and is a predicted model, not a curated record. Gene Ontology annotation, cellular component: nucleus; intracellular anatomical structure; nuclear envelope. Gene Ontology annotation, molecular function: transcription elongation factor activity.